Scleropages formosus (Asian bonytongue) is the source of this 3104-nucleotide messenger RNA. RefSeq names its product hippocampus abundant transcript 1 protein-like. Gene Ontology annotation, molecular function: transmembrane transporter activity. Gene Ontology annotation, cellular component: membrane. Gene Ontology annotation, biological process: transmembrane transport. The coding region runs from base 125 to 1606 and encodes 493 amino acids. Lineage: Eukaryota; Metazoa; Chordata; Actinopteri; Osteoglossiformes; Osteoglossidae. The record is from RefSeq and is a predicted model, not a curated record. The transcript has 12 exons.
AUGGUUCGGAAAGACGUGGUGUCAGUAACAAUGUAGCUGUGCGAUUUUUACGUCAGGAGAAUACUUUAAAUUUAUAUAAUGUACAUGAUACUUUCUCAUCCUAAAGAAUGGAUGCAAGUUAACAAUGACUGGAGAGAAGAAGAAGAAGAAGCGGCUGAACCGCAGUAUUCUUCUUGCUAAGAAAAUAAUAAUAAAAGAUGGAGGAAAUGCUCAGGGGAUCGGGGAGCCCAGCGUUUACCAUGCUGUGGUGGUCAUCUUCCUGGAGUUCUUUGCCUGGGGUCUGCUCACCACGCCCAUGCUCACGGUGCUGCACCAGACUUUCCCACAGCACACCUUCCUGAUGAAUGGCCUCAUUCAGGGCGUUAAGGGUCUGCUCUCUUUCCUGAGCGCCCCCCUCAUUGGCGCGCUGUCUGACGUCUGGGGCCGAAAGUCCUUCCUGCUGCUGACGGUGUUCUUCACGUGUGCGCCCAUCCCCCUCAUGAAGAUCAGCCCAUGGUGGUACUUCGCCGUCAUCUCGAUGUCGGGGGUCUUUGCCGUCACCUUCUCUGUGAUCUUCGCCUACGUGGCUGACAUCACGCAGGAGCACGAACGGAGCACGGCCUACGGACUGGUGUCAGCUACCUUUGCCGCAAGCCUGGUGACAAGCCCUGCGAUUGGUGCCUACCUGUCGCAGGCGUAUGGCGACACACUGGUGGUGGUGCUGGCCACAGCCGUGGCCCUGCUGGACGUGUGCUUUAUCCUGGUGGCCGUCCCCGAGUCGCUGCCUGAGAAGAUGAGGCCGGCAUCCUGGGGGGCUCCCAUCUCCUGGGAGCAAGCGGACCCUUUUGCUUCUCUAUGCAAGGUUGGCCAAGACUCCACGGUCCUGCUCAUCUGUAUCACCGUGUUUCUCUCCUACCUUCCUGAGGCUGGCCAGUACUCCAGCUUCUUCCUCUAUCUCAGACAGGUGAUAGGAUUCACUUCAGAGACGGUUGCAGCAUUCAUAGCUGUGGUGGGAAUCCUCUCCAUCCUGGCUCAGACGGUGGUCCUCGGUGUCUUGAUGCGCUCCAUUGGGAACAAGAACACCAUCCUGCUGGGUUUGGGAUUCCAGAUCCUGCAGCUGGCCUGGUAUGGCUUCGGCUCACAGCCCUGGAUGAUGUGGGCAGCUGGGGCUGUGGCAGCCAUGUCCAGCAUCACGUUCCCGGCCAUCAGCGCCAUUGUGUCCCGCAACGCUGACCCCGACCAGCAGGGUGUGGUGCAGGGCAUGAUCACAGGCAUCCGGGGCCUGUGCAACGGGCUGGGGCCUGCACUCUAUGGCUUCGUCUUCUACCUGUUCCAUGUGGAGCUGAGGGACAUGGACUCUGCGGCGAGCCCAGAGAAGGGCCCCAAAGCCAACAUGGCAAACCCAACUGACGAGAGUACAAUCAUCCCUGGCCCUCCCUUCCUGUUUGGAGCAUGUUCCGUGCUGCUGUCCCUGCUGGUGGCCCUUUUCAUCCCUGAGCACAGUGGCCUCAGUCUGCGACCCGCCGGCUACAAGAAACACAGCAAUGGCGCCCAGAGCCAGGGCCACAGCCCUCAGGCCGCGAGCAUGGAGGGGAAAGAGCCACUCCUGGAGGACAGCAGCGUGUAGCGAGAGCUGCUCCCAGGGGCUUGUCUCUCAACGCUCCCCGCAGGCAGAGAGGUUUGGGGGAGCGAACACACCAGCGGGUUGGUCCUGCUCUCCGUCGCUGCCACUGCCACACGGGGCACAAAGUGAUGCGUGAGGCCUUGGCGCACACCGGAGCUCACGCAGCUCUAGGAUUGACUGAUGACUGUAAUUAUUAAUAAGUUGUGAUUGUUUCCUUUCCAUUAUAGUUUUAGUGGCCGAAGCGGAAAGGAUGACGUCACUGUUUUGAGCUGCUGUUUGCAGGCUAAUCUGGGCAUUUUGCUGCUGUGUGUGUGUGUGUGUGUGUGUGUGUGUUUCUAACUGCAGAAGACAGGAUGACCCCCCCCCACAGCUUGUAUCCGCAGAUCCUAAUCACUCGGUAACACUCAGCUGCUGGAGGCCAGCAGGAGGCGGGCCAAACCCAGGAAGCUCCGUCGAGCGGAGUGCCAUGCCCCUUGUGGUCUUUCCCUCUCCGUGUGAGUGUGGGCUGCCAGAAACAUGUCCUCAUUAGCGGGUUGUACUGGGGGGGGGGUCUGCUCUCUCUCAGAACCCUGGAUGGCAUGUUCUGGUUUAAGGAGAGGCAGCCCUGCUGUUCCUGAAUGAAGAAUCUCGCUUCUGAGGAGGUCCAGCAUAUCGCUCCCGUCAGAGUGCCUCCGCGUCUCCUCGUCCCCUUCGUUGCCCGUCUUCCCUUUGUUUGAUCUUCUGUUCCCAGGUGUCCUCUGCAUUUCACCACAGAUAGUUGGAAUGAGCAGUUGGAACUGCGUUCUUCCACUUGUGCUGCAGCUGCUGCUUGCUGUGUUGUCGUCAGACUCUGUGGGGGUGAUUGGUACGACUCGCUGUGCUCAUUGCUGUCAUAGUUUACACCAUUAACCAUGUAGACUUUUUCUACAGCCCAGGUCUGCAGGUGCACCACGGUACCAGGGUGUCGUCCAUGUGUCUUUAUUUCAAUAAAGAUAGAACUGUUUUUAAGAUGUCCAGAUGUGCGUUUUAACACAUUUUACGCUGCGACGGCUUGCAUAUGUUAUGUCAUACAUGCAUUGAGAGACGCGGUGCACCUGGGGGGGCUACAGGACAGGACGCCCUUAGUGCCACAGCGCAUUUCACAUGGACUCGUUUGAGUGCCAUUUCUGGAUGAAUGGGGACUUGGGACGGUCUCCUCUCUGCUCUGCCUUCUUGCUCUGUGUGCUGCUGAGUUCCACCUGAUGACUGAUGUCUGCUCACAGAUGAUCGUCCAUCAUCUAUUGUGACAUCUCUUGUUUCUGAUGAAGGGAACCUGCUGCUCUUGGUUUGGAUGCCAUUACUGGGCCCUUUGCUCUCCUGUUGGGAUCCUCUGUAUUUUUGUGCCUGUGAAAAGAGGUGGUGUCUGUUAGUGUAGUGGUUACAGCAACUGCUUUUGGCUUCUGAGGCUGCAGGUUCUAUCCCACCUCCAGCUGUAGUACCCUUGAGCAAGGUACUUACCCAAAAUUGCUCCAGUAAAAUUACC